Messenger RNA from Tupaia belangeri chinensis (Chinese tree shrew), 962 nucleotides. RefSeq names its product mitochondrial rRNA methyltransferase 2 (gene MRM2). Lineage: Eukaryota; Metazoa; Chordata; Mammalia; Scandentia; Tupaiidae. The record is from RefSeq and is a predicted model, not a curated record. Gene Ontology annotation, biological process: RNA methylation. Bases 57 to 797 code for a protein of 246 amino acids. The transcript has 3 exons. Gene Ontology annotation, molecular function: rRNA (uridine-2'-O-ribose)-methyltransferase activity. Gene Ontology annotation, cellular component: mitochondrion.
GGAAGUGAUGGAGGGCACUUCCGGCGGCGCGAUCGCAGGCGCUUGUGGUCUCCGCUAUGGCCGGCAGGUACUUGAGGCAGGUAUGUGCUGCUUUUUGGUGUCAGAGGUUCCAUACUGCUGCGCAUCACUACAAGGGCCGGACAGGUGCUGAGCACCUCUGGCUAACACGGCAUUUAAAGGACCCAUUUGUGAAGGCUGCAAAGAUAGAGAGUUAUCGGUGUCGAAGUGCCUUCAAGCUUCUGGAGAUGAAUGAGAGGCACCAGAUCCUGAAGCCUGGCCUUCGGGUGUUGGACUGUGGGGCAGCUCCUGGUGCAUGGAGUCAGGUGGCAGUGCAGAGAGUCAAUGCUGCAGGCACAGAUCCCAGCUCUCCUGUUGGCUUCGUGCUUGGGGUAGAUCUUCUUCACAUAUUUCCCCUGGAGGGAGCAAUGUUUCUGUGCCCUGCUGAUGUGACUGAUCUGAGAACCUUCCAGAGAAUCCUAGAAUUACUUCCUGGUGGGAAAGCAGAUGUGAUUCUGAGUGAUAUGGCCCCCAAUGCCACAGGGAUCCGGGACCUUGAUCAUGACAGGCUCAUUGGCCUAUGCCUAUCCCUGGUAGACUUGGCUUCGGACAUCUUAUGUCCUGGAGGAACAUUCCUUUGUAAAACCUGGGCUGGAAGUCAAAGCCAUCUGUUACAGAAGAGACUGAGAGAGGAAUUCCAGAAUACAAAGACUGUAAAACCUGAAGCCAGCAGGAAAGAAUCAUCAGAGGUGUAUCUCCUGGCCACUGAGUAUCACAGAAGGAAGGGCCCUAUGAAGUAGUGAGAGUUUCUUCUGCCAUUUUCAUGCUGGCCAUUGGUCCUUUUUAGCUACAAGUGUAAUCUUAGCUGUUUCCUGGAAUGUCUGGGAGUUCUGAGUUGUAAUCUGGGAGAUGCAACAAGACAGAUGGGGAAACUUUUACAAAAAAAAGUAUUAUAUUUUGCUGUA